UGAUCUCAGAACCCGGCCAGCGCGCUCCGGCUUCCCAACUGCCUCGAAAUGAUUUACACGAGCAGGAGGUGUGCAUUGGCGGGGUCCGGCUGGCCUUCGCGUCACGGUGUUGUUGCAGCAGCAUCCGGCAGUGACUCUGAGGAUGAAGACAGUAUGGACAGUCCCUUGGACCUUUCAUCGUCAGCGGCCUCUGGCAAGAGAAGGAGGAGAGGCAAUCUGCCCAAAGAGUCCGUCCAGAUUCUUCGAGACUGGCUGUAUGAACACAGAUACAACGCAUACCCCUCAGAGCAAGAGAAAGCCCUGCUGUCGCAGCAGACACACCUGUCCACACUACAGGUCUGUAACUGGUUCAUCAACGCCCGUCGCAGGCUCCUUCCUGACAUGCUGAGAAAGGAUGGCAAAGACCCAAAUCAGUUCACCAUUUCCCGCCGAGGGGCCAAGAUCUCAGAAGCUAGCUCUAUUGAAGCUGCAAUGGGUAUCAAAAACUUCAUGCCAACUCUAGAAGAGAGCCCAUUUCAUUCCUGCGUAGUUGGACCCAACCCAACCCUAGGGAGACCAGUGUCUCCCAAACCUCCCUCCCCGGGACCCAUCUUGGCUCGCCCCUCAGUGAUCUGCCAUACCACUGUGACUGCAUUGAAGGACGGGCCUUUCUCUCUCUGCCAGGCAGUCAGUGUGGGACAUAGUACAGAUGUACAGCAGGUAGCACCCAGCAACUUUACAGACGCCUCUCUCAGGUACCCAGAGGACACUUGCAAAUCUGGACCCAGUCCAAAUCCUCAGAGUGGUCUUUUCAACACUCCUCCCCCGACUCCGCCAGACCUCAACCAGGAUUUUAGUGGAUUUCAGCUCCUGGUGGACGUUGCGCUCAAGCAGGCAGCAGAGAUGGAGCUUCAGGCCAAACUCACAGCUUAACCGAGUGUCAAACAAAACAGUUCUCCAAAAUACGGUCCUGAAUUGCCGGGGGUGAUGGCAAGAGAUGCAUUAUUUUAUAUAUUUUCCUAUUAAUAUUUGCACAUGGGAUUGCUCAAACGAAGCUUCCUGUUACUAAGAUGUCUUCAAUGGAAUAGUCAUUCCAAGAACUGCAGACUAAAGCUACUGUAGAAACAGAGGGUUUUCUUUUCGAAUGUUUCUUGGUAGUUUCUCAUAAUGUGAGACGUUCCCAGUAUCAUGUGAUCUUCUCCUCCCAACUCCUUUUUUUUUUUUUCAAGACUGUGCAAUACUUAGAAGCCCUUGUGCCUCUCUGUUCCCAUGUGGAACAUGACCCCACAUACAGUCUAAUGAAUAAACUUUCAGUUUUUUGUUUGUUUGUUUUUUUUUAUAGAUUCAAGCAAGUAUGAAUCUAGUUGUUGGAUACCUUUUUCAUGAUGUAAUAAAGUAUUUUCUUUAAAA
Molecule: messenger RNA, 1389 nt
Organism: Rattus norvegicus (Norway rat)
Lineage: Eukaryota; Metazoa; Chordata; Mammalia; Rodentia; Muridae
Gene: Tgif1
Product: TGFB-induced factor homeobox 1
Exons: 3
Coding region: 49-912 (287 amino acids)
Biological process (GO): negative regulation of transcription by RNA polymerase II; positive regulation of neuron differentiation; regulation of DNA-templated transcription
Cellular component (GO): nucleus; nucleoplasm
Molecular function (GO): sequence-specific double-stranded DNA binding; DNA binding; DNA-binding transcription repressor activity, RNA polymerase II-specific
Source: RefSeq, marked provisional